AAGGGAGUUGGGUGGCCGGGAAGGACGUGUGUGACAGCACAGGCUAUCGGGGAAGAAGCGACAAGACUUAGGGGCCUGGGGAGAAUAGACAGAAAGCUCAAGUGCUUGGUGGUUGAUGUGUGCUCCAAGCCCGCGGAGGGGAGGAGAACAGGGGGCUCCGGUGCUGCGUGCAGUUUUCCUCCUUUGCUCUCCCGGGUCCGCGAGCACGCGCGCACUAGCACCCGCCCCACAGCCCCUCCCAUACACAAAUACACACAGACAGAUAGGCACUUCCCUGCCUCUCCAGUUCGCGGUGGGCCUGCCCGCCUGGGAGCCGAGAGCGGGUGCACGCCGCCGCCGCACUCCGGCCGCUCCCAGGCUGACUGUCGUCCGCGCCGCCCGGGAGUGGGGGAGGGGUGGUCUCGCGCCGCCGCGCGCUCCUCCCCCUCCCCCUCCCCACGCUGUUCCGAGGCCGGGCGACUCUGCCCAAUGAGGAGCGGCGUUGCUGGCAGAUGUUCUCAAAUAGUGAUGAAGCUGUAAUCAAUAAAAAACUUCCCAAAGAACUCCUAUUACGGAUAUUUUCUUUUCUGGAUGUUGUUACCUUGUGUCGCUGUGCUCAGGUCUCCAGGGCCUGGAAUGUUCUGGCUCUGGAUGGCAGUAACUGGCAGCGAAUUGACCUGUUUGAUUUCCAGAGGGACAUUGAGGGCCGGGUAGUGGAGAAUAUUUCAAAAAGAUGUGGGGGCUUUUUACGGAAGCUAAGUCUCCGCGGGUGUCUGGGAGUAGGAGACAAUGCGCUAAGGACCUUUGCACAAAACUGUAGGAACAUUGAAGUACUAAAUUUAAAUGGAUGUACAAAGACUACAGACGCUACAUGUACUAGCCUUAGCAAGUUCUGUUCCAAACUCAGGCACCUUGACUUGGCUUCCUGUACAUCAAUAACAAACAUGUCUCUAAAAGCUCUGAGUGAGGGAUGUCCACUAUUGGAGCAAUUGAACAUUUCCUGGUGUGACCAAGUAACCAAGGAUGGCAUCCAAGCACUAGUGAGAGGCUGUGGGGGUCUCAAGGCCUUAUUCUUAAAAGGCUGCACACAGCUAGAAGAUGAAGCCCUCAAGUACAUAGGUGCACACUGUCCUGAACUGGUGACUUUGAACUUGCAGACCUGCUUACAAAUCACAGAUGAAGGUCUCAUUACUAUAUGCAGAGGGUGCCAUAAGUUACAGUCCCUCUGUGCCUCCGGCUGCUCCAACAUCACAGAUGCCAUCCUGAAUGCUCUAGGUCAGAACUGUCCACGGCUUAGAAUAUUAGAAGUGGCAAGGUGUUCUCAAUUAACAGAUGUGGGCUUUACCACAUUGGCCAGGAAUUGCCAUGAGCUUGAAAAGAUGGACCUAGAAGAGUGUGUUCAGAUAACAGAUAGCACAUUAAUCCAGCUUUCUAUACACUGUCCUCGACUUCAAGUAUUGAGUCUGUCUCACUGUGAGCUGAUCACAGACGAUGGAAUUCGUCACCUGGGGAAUGGGGCCUGCGCUCAUGACCAGCUGGAGGUGAUUGAACUGGACAACUGCCCACUAAUCACAGACGCGUCCCUGGAGCACUUGAAGAGCUGCCACAGCCUUGAGCGGAUAGAACUCUAUGACUGCCAGCAAAUCACUCGGGCUGGAAUCAAGAGACUCAGGACCCAUUUACCCAAUAUUAAAGUCCACGCCUACUUCGCACCUGUCACUCCACCCCCAUCAGUAGGGGGCAGCAGACAGCGCUUCUGCAGAUGCUGCAUCAUCCUAUGACAGUGGAGGUGGUCAACUUUGGCGAACUGAGUAUUUAAUGACACUUCUAGAGUUACCGUGGAGUCUCCAGUGGAAGCGACCCCAGUGUUCUGGGCAAGGGUUACAAAGUGAGGCAGCAUCCAGAUCCCCAGAGCCACACGUACACACACAUACCCACGCUCACCCCACCCAUUCUAGCUCUGUGACCGGGGGACUGAAGAUCGUGCUGGCUUUAACAAGUGGAUUGGUAACACUUUACCAUUCCUGUUGGAUGUACCCAGAAGAAAAUUACAGGCGAGGUAGGGGAAGGGGGCAUUCCAGCAACCCAGUGUUACUGCUACUGCAGUUUCUUUAUUUUGUUAAGGGGUUUCUUUGGCAAAUUUGGAAAAGCAACUGCAGUCCUCCAGGGUCAAGGAAAGCAUAGAAAAACAAUAUAUGUUAUGUCCAGGGACCAGAAAGGAAAUUUCUUUGCAUCCUAUAAAUGGUAGCCAUCCAUUGUGAGAUGACUACACAGCUUCCGUGCUUCCUCGUUCCCAUGCCAACAUGCUGAGCAUGCUCACAAAGAAGGCUCCUCCCUUCCACCUUCUGUUUUAGUGUUUGGCCCAGAGGUUUCCUAAAUGACUGCAUUGAAAUCACUGUGGUCCAAAUGUGAUUACUUAUUCACUCAAAUUGUCGCUCUCUGUAGCACUCUUGUGCACCUGUGUCCUCCGUUGCUCCCUCCUGCACCCUCGCUCAGUCUGUCAUCUGUUCCUAGUCUGCCUGCUCACAGUUGUUACUCUUUUGCUGUUGUGUUUACAGUUUGCAUUUUGGAUGAUUAGUUGGGGUUACCAAACAUUUUUAAAAGAGCCAUUAUCAAUAAAUAUUUUUUUAAUUCUAAAUUUUACCAUUAGGGGACCCUGCCUGAAUCUUUGCCAGUCUGAAGGGAAACUGUUACAGAAGCAAGAAAAGUUAUGAAAAGAAUUUGAGCUAAAACUAUUUUGAUGAAAGUAAACUUUGCCCUUUGGUUUCUGUUACAUCGUGUGCUCUGUGAUAUGCAUAGUAUGCCCAGUAUUCCCCUGCACACCUUUUCCUCCGUCAAGUCCCACUGGCUUAAUGAGGAAAGCAAAACGCAUUACUAGCAAAGAGUGGAAUGGCAAAUCCCAAAACUGAGCCCAAAAGCCACCGCCACCCAAGCUCAGACAUGUCACGUGUUCCCUGAAAUCUUGGCAUGAUCAGUGACAUCUCUGAUUUGGGUCUGUGAGGUAGUUUUCUUUUACCAGGAAUGCUGGUAGAGCAGCUGUACCGUCUAGCUCGUCAGUCUCCCCCACACCCCCGUUUCAGCCCAUCAGGAAUGCAAGAAUGACCCUGUAACAGCUGGUCAACUGCAGGUCAGUGUUGGCGGUAUCAUAUCUAAUAUCGAAGCCUCAAAGGACCAGAACCUUUUCAGAACUUGUCAUCCAUAUCUCUCUUGUGCUCCAGACUUCCCAUGAAUGAAAUACAAGUGUAGGCAGAUGGAGAAAUUGGGGCAGCAAAAAGAGGAAGUAAGGGGUUCAGUGCCUCUGCCCAGCCUGGUUAUCAGACCUGAGGGCAAGGUAGAAUAUUCAGUGCUCGUGUCUCAGUCAAAGAAGCUUCCCCUCCCCCACCCCAAAAAUCGUGCUGGAUGAGUUAAAUGAGUUUCUAAAGUAGUACAGGUAGAUUUCUAAACCCCAAGGUUAGAAAGCUUGUAUGAUUUUUUAAUAGGUUGACCUUUUUUUGCCUUUUAAAACAUUGGUGUGCAGCCCCCCGUGAUAGUAGAUCAUCUGCAUGACCCAGACGGUUAAAAGACUUGUUUCAGUGCUUCGAGUGCAACAAACGUGUGUGAGUUACAUGUGAUUUAUUUCCUCCCAGGCAGUCACAUGAAAGGGUCUUAGAAAUGUGUAUUGACCCAUCAGUAUUUAAUGUUAUAUUUAUUUUAAAUUCUAUUUAAUUAUUCUCUUUUAAAAACUCAAAUUACUUACAGUUUUCAUUCCCAUUUCCCCUUAUCCUGUUUUCAAAUUACAGUGUAAGAAACAUGCUUUUUAAAGUGAGACUCACUCUCCUGGCUAUACCCCACACAUAUCAAUGUAUAUACUUGUACACACACUUCCAGAUGUAGUUCAUGACAUUUGGAUCCCCGGGUUACUCAUUCAAACAAAACUAAAAAGUAAUAUUUAGGAGCCAUCUGCUCCAACAUAAUUUUUUUAUAGUGUCUGAACAAAUUGACUAUAAAACCCUGAUUGAUCAGUGAGUGUGGAUUUGAAUUACCAAAUAGUUGAGACUGUAAAGGUACUUCUUUACUUGAAAAAGUACACAUAAGUUUAAAAGACCCUACUCACCAGGGCUGAAUGUCCUGGAAAUGCUGUUUCUGUCCUCAGAGAGUGUACCCAUGUACAGGGCCAUGUGGACUUGCCCAGGCCACCCCUCCCUGUCUGGGCAGAGAACAGCCAAGUGACAGAAUAAAAGCCUGGGGCACGCAGCAGUAUGUGGUCAGGCAGGAGAUUUGUUCCUUUCUCAAGAAAACUUCAGGCCCAUCAGGCUUGGAAGGAAAUAUGUUUUUUUAUGCCAAUCUGCAACCUAUGCCAGCCAGCUGAUGCAAUGUACCAGGACUUUGAGAACCCAGAACAUGGUAAGUUUUGGUCAGGUGGAAAGGGUCCUGAUGUCUUCCUGUUUCAACAUCGGGGACACUUCUGAAAAUUUAGUAAGGCUUCCCAGGUGUAAGUCUCCUUAGGAAAAGCUUACUGUUCCAUUUGUCUGACUCCAGAGCCCCUCCACACUAUGCCUUCCAUAAUGAAAAACUGCAGCGUGAGCAGAGAAGAGAGUUGGAAGAAGUAAGAAGGUACCUUCAAAGUCAUUGCCAUAAACCUGCCGAUAGCCAGGAGGAUUAUUGCAGUGUCCUCUGCAGAGAGUUACUAAACAUCCAGAUCAUCGUUUUUCCGAGCAGCCUUUCUCCCCUUACAUUUUCCAGCAUCAUUUGCUACAUCAGUAUCUUCUACAUCCUCUUCAUUGGCCCUAUCAAAGUGAUUCCAGCUAUUUUUCUUAAUUGACUUUUGCCAUGUCCUUCUUACACCCAUCCUCACUGUCUGUUUAAAGCCUCCCUCUCACCCCCAGUAAUGCUGCUUGUCCCUGAGUUCGCCAGUCUGGCUUCCUCCGUGGGUCCUCGUCCUGCCCCAGGCAGACUCCUGGGCAGCCUUGCCUGCAGUGACUGGUGCGGCCCGGGCCGAGUAUGUAGCACUGGGUGCGCUUUGAUGUUUGCUUACUGAAUUUGAAAUCAAACCUGGAAGUGAGCGGUUAAAGGGGAUGUGGCUUCAUUUUUUUCUCCAAUAUUUGGAAUAUGAAAGUACGUUGUACUUCAUGUAAAAAGGGUUUUCUCCUGCUCUGCUCUCUAGUGGAUGUAAAAGUAUUUCUUAAAUGUGUUUUGUAAAUGUCCACGUUCAUGAAAUGAGUUUAUUUAGCAGACAUAAAUUAGAAGUUUUACGUCUUCCUUGUAUCACACAUCUUAGAGGGAUACCUGGUGAAUAUUUUUAUGAUGCUUUAUUUUGGGCUUUCCAAACUGAACAGUCAAUAUAGCUAUAAUGCUAUCGCAAUCAAGUUCUUAUAUUCUAAUUGCCUCAUGAAAUGUGUUGUUACUGGUGUGAUAGCUCACGAACGCCGUGGGCGGCUAGAUGAAGGUUGCGAUGGCGCCUGUCUCGGUUUGAAGCUGUUGGGAAAUACAAUGGUGUCACUGGGAAGAAAGGAGCGGUUCCCUGCCAUCUGUAUUGGCAGCAUCCCCUUAGGGGACUGGAUUGUUCUGGAGAGACAGAACACUUGCCCGUCAUAGUUGCAGACCCUUGGCCAUUUAAUAUGUGCUGUGCUGAAAGUCACGGACUGCUUGUGACCGCCACCUGGGAGAGAGGAGGUCGAUCUGGUCUGCCUUCCGCUCCUUGCGUGCAUGACGUGUAAGGGUAGGUUUCUGUCCCUGUUGUGGAUCCUGCCGACAGACUCUCAGUGGUAUGCUUUGAGCUUCUGGAACAUUUUAUGAAAAGAUUGCCUUGUCUGUCUGCCCACCAGUUCUAGGAACUUGACCCACCUCAAACCCAGGCCACGUGACUUAGCCAAGUUUUGUUUGAGAAGAGGUUUAGGAUGUUUGGCUGGACUUGAAGCAGAGCCCUUCCUCUUACAGUGAUCUAGGAGCAAAGAACCCUAAAGCAGUAGGAGAGUGAGGGGAAAUAUGGAGUCUCCGCCUUGCCUCACCUUUAUUUCUAUCAUAAAUUUUAAUUGUAACAUUGGAGGAUAGAAAAAGACCAUGUCAGCAGUGUAUGAUUAAUAACAUUUGGCUGUAUUUGCUAUCUCCAGAUGCCCUAACUUACCAUCUUGGUUCUCUAGCAAACAGUGUCCCUCUAAGCUUGCCUUGUCGCUUGGGACCUUGUGUCUGCCAGAAACUACCAUCGAGGCAAGUGAGUUUUCUGCCCGAGGGGCUUUUGCAGCUCCCCACUCAGGGCAAGUCUGCCUAUUUUGUCCAUUUUUAUGCUUAGGAGCAUCAGUUGCACUUUUCUGAAGCAUCUGAUCCUUAAGAAAGUUAAUAAAAACCUCUCAGCUGAGUCAGUGAAUCUUUGGAGCCCGAGAGAGUUACACUCAAUUUUCAGCAGAAAAAAAUGUACCGGACAAGCUCACAUGUGGGAUGUUAAGAGGACUUCCAUAAUGCACUCCUUGCGCCUCCACUUCGCGCGUGUUCUGAGUUGGCCCCGGUAGAACUGGAUUCCCGGGUGUUGGCCCUCAGUGCUUCCUCCACCAGCCUGGUUCACCGCCCCUUUGGGAAAAGAACCGUGAGCAGCCGGAAUGGUAUCGACUGACCCCGUUUUUUUUAGUGUCUCAUUUUGAAAAAUCGGGGUGGGAAAAUGGUAGGUGAGAUUUUUAAAGUAAAGGAGAGAAUCAGUUCCGGAACUGGAGUGCUUUGCUUCAGAUAUGAGCAUCUGCUCUGAACAUACAGAAACAGCCGCUUCACAUGCGAAUGAAUGGGUCCGUACCGUUUCUACUGGCAGUGAGAGCUGCUUUCCACACGCCUAACCAGAGUCACCCACUCGGGGGGGCCUGCACCACAGAAAGAGAACCCCCGGGGCUUCCCAGCCGCUGCUGGGCACGGCGUUCACCGGGGCGAGCGCAGGUGGGCAAUGUGAGUCCCCACCCCAAAAAGAGGUGGGAGAGAGGCGUCCAGACAUGCCUUUCCUCUUAUGCCAUACCCCAAGAACCCAAGGAAACCCUUGAAGUGAUGUCUUUUUUUGUUAAUUAAAGUGGAAGAAGGACUUUGCCCCACUAAGUUUCGCUUGUCAUUGUCUCUUACUACUGUCUCUUAUUAAUUCAGAUCUGUACUGCACUGCUGUUCACACACAUGUAUGUUUCUGACCUUGGUCUAACCCUUCUCAGCACCUGAAGUCACUGUUUUGUUUUUAAGGCACUAGUGAAUGAGAACCUAAAGUCUUAGAAAAUCCUACUUGAAAAGGAGUUUCUAAAUGGCAUGGUUUGAUUACUUUACCUUUCCUCCCUAAAGACUUGAAUGAUUUUCUUUCCUAGUGCUAUAUAAUAGAUCUGUAAUAAGUGAAACCUUUGCUGCUGCUCUUCUGGGUUUACGAGUUUUCUCCUUCCCUUAAGAAUAAUUUAUCUGUUCUUCUCUGGUGACUGUUAAUUUCUAGUAAGUGCAGGGAGAGGCGAGCCUGAGAUUUCUUCUCUCACUCCCCUUCCCUCCUGGCCCUGAAUUACACACUGACCUCUAUGACUUCUGUGGGAUGGGGCUCAUCAGAAGCUACUUGUGUUUUUUCUCAACUCGUCGCAGCUCUUGGAGCCGGCCCCUGCGGCUCUGGCUGCCCAGCACUGAGGGUUACUUUUUAGUUUUGCCUUUCUCCAUUCCUGUUUCAUGACUCAGCCUUCAGAUGCCUCCCACUCUGGUCGCCUCCAUCUUCCUCCCAGGAAUCACUUCCAAGUAACCUGCCUUGGGCAUUUCCCAGCUGCUCUCCCCCCUUUGCCCCCCUUGCAGUGGUCCUGAGAGCACAGACCUGAGAAGGAGGCCUGUGCGGUGCUCAGAGCACUUUGAGGACAGUCCCUGCCCGGCAGACUCUGCUUGGGGACAGAGAUAAGAUGGGUAAAUGGUGCUGUGGGAGACAUUUGUGUCUUCAAACCAGGCUCUUCCACCACCCGCCGCUCCCCCCCAGCCCCCGCCCCUGCCCCUCUCUGAUCCCAGCCCUUGAGGGGGAAAAUGCAGAGAAGUUGACUGGGAGUGUCUGAUCCCAAACACCGCUGUCUGGCCGAGGCCUACCCUGGAGUGCCUCCAAGUGUGGGCGCUGCUGCUUUCCGUCUCCACCAGGCCUGCCCAGCACUUAGCCAGCCGGUCCCUGGGACCAACACGGUCCCCUACGUGGUGACUUCACACCAGGUUCCAUUAGCUUUCCAAGUGACUGUUUCCACCCCAUACUUUUGGCACUUGAGGUUGCAGGGGAGGGAGCGUUACUCAAAAUAAAAUCCAAGGUGGCAGUAGAGGAUUCCUUCUGCUUUAAAAUCUUUGGACUAAAAAGAAAUGUUUUUAUAUAUAAAUAUAUAAAUUGUUAUGUAACUAUUAUUGUUUCCUGUAUGUUCUAAUUUUGUUUUAUGAUGUAAUUAAAGGAAAUAAGCUGUGAAGACUUUUCAUUUUGCUGCGGAAAUAGCUUGACUUGGAGCUGUGAUUCUUAACUUUCUUGAACCCUAGAACUGCAGAGGCUCCUGAGGCUGAAUGAAGGGGCUUCUUUUGGCAUCCUUAUAUUUUUAAAUAUUAUGUAACUAAUCAUCUUUAUUUAAUAGCUCAUUAAUAGCCUUUUUUAAUACCUUCAAUGUGUUUAAGAAAAACAAGAGACAUAUAAAUCCGUUUCUGAAAA
Messenger RNA from Phyllostomus hastatus (greater spear-nosed bat), 8614 nucleotides. It is a transcript of the gene FBXL20, whose product is annotated as F-box and leucine rich repeat protein 20. Gene Ontology annotation, biological process: SCF-dependent proteasomal ubiquitin-dependent protein catabolic process. Bases 492 to 1760 code for a protein of 422 amino acids. Gene Ontology annotation, molecular function: protein binding. Gene Ontology annotation, cellular component: SCF ubiquitin ligase complex. The transcript has 15 exons. The record is from RefSeq and is a predicted model, not a curated record. NCBI's taxonomy places the organism in Eukaryota, Metazoa, Chordata, Mammalia, Chiroptera, Phyllostomidae.